Molecule: messenger RNA, 450 nt
Organism: Pieris macdunnoughi
Lineage: Eukaryota; Metazoa; Arthropoda; Insecta; Lepidoptera; Pieridae
Source: the annotation of a GenBank genome assembly
AUGUUUCAGCAUCCAACCAUCAUAUUGCUCACAGCAUAUAUAGCGAAUGCCGUAAGACUAAACAGCCUAUUUCAAAUGCUGGACGGGUUCAAGUCAGACUUUAACCUCCAAGGACAACUCCACGUUGGCAAAGACUACGCUAUAUUCCUAAGAAAACCGCAGGCACACGACAAGUACCUAACAUACGAACUAUAUCAGACGAAGAACGUUGAUGAUGACGAUUCUCAACCAAAACUAUUAGCAAUAUCCAAAAUACCCGUUUCGUACGUUCGAGAACAAUUGAGAAUAUUCCGGGAUGAAUUGUAUAGAACGAAGUAUAUAGACAAUAAUGUUAUACCGGGCACUCAAGUGAAAACAUUGAGAGAGUGGCAAAUAGAGAGGGCAUUGAACUCUCAGAAUAAAGCCUUAAUGGUCGGAGAGCCGUCGGUUUUGCGAACUCUGGUUCUGUAA